This is a messenger RNA of Nematostella vectensis (starlet sea anemone), 5147 nucleotides long. RefSeq lists its product as uncharacterized. The transcript is spliced from 6 exons. NCBI's taxonomy places the organism in Eukaryota, Metazoa, Cnidaria, Anthozoa, Actiniaria, Edwardsiidae. Bases 3256 to 4986 code for a protein of 576 amino acids. The record is from RefSeq and is a predicted model, not a curated record.
CUGACUAGGUGCAGCUGUGUUUGACUUUGACGGGCUGUAUAAAACUCAGAAUAGGGGGGGAGGUAUCUGUUUUCAGUCUGUUUUUUGUAAAUUCAGCUCCAAAAAAGCCAGGAGUCAAUGGGUUAAGUAUCAUAUAACAGAGAUGACAUUAUUGAUAAUGAUUAUUUGUAAUACCAUGUAAGGUCAUGGCGUAUGCCAUAAGUUGUAAAUACUGUGAUUAAAGAUCAGUCUAUAUUCGCAAACCAAAGCGUGCGGUUGUGUUAACUGACUCCAAUGAAUAUAUAGCGAAAGACACUAAAAUAAUGAGUUGCUGCAUGAUGUUGAGGCACUGUAAGGUGUUCAUUGGCCUCUUUUACAAGAGCUGCACUGUAGAUAUUUCUGGAGCAUUAAAACUGGAACAUGAACAAUCACCAACAAUGAUGUAGUGUGAAUCGUAGAAAUAGCUUAAUGAAGCAGCAAGACCUCUACUACAUUCGUAUUACCAUAUGUAAAUUGUAUUUCGAAGUCGCUGGUAAGCAACGCUACAAGUAGUUCCUCUUCAGUGGCUUUUGCAAGAUCGAUUUUGUCAUUUGUCAUUUUGUCACUGUGCAAGGAUCAUUCAAUGGUGUUCAAGUGUGAGCUUUCAUUGCCACUAGUUGUUCCUUUGUAAGAUUUGGCAAAGCUGAGAGGGGCAUGACAGCUUCUGGAUUUUUAGAAAGCAGUGGGGAAGCUUGAAAAUCCAGCUUGUCAACUGAAUUUAUUGUUGUUGUUGUUUUUUUUUUUUUGUUUUUUUUUUGCGGUAUUAUUAUUUCCUUUUGACCAGGCUUUUGUUUCAUACCGAUUUUUAAAGGUGUACCUGCCUGAGCGAAUGCAUGCAGCUCGGAUUUUCGGCGUUGGUUGAAGCAUACUCCCUUGUCAAUGGUGUCUUUUGUUUGUACCACAAAGUUGAAGUAGUAAUAAGGUCUUGCAUCUUUCUUGUAAUCUCUAAGUGGUGUUGCCUUAUAAAUAUAACAAUAUAUUGUGCUUUCUUCAGGGUUGACUUCCUGCUUGGGUUCUAGAAUAUAGGAAAAAAUAAAUAGUAUUUUUGAAAUAUUUUCAAUAAUAUAAUUUAGUAUCGGCUUGUGAAAUAUUGAGUGGGAUGGCAAGUACAUGUAAAUCUGUGUAUCAAUGGGGGCUAAGGCAAGAUAUAUUUAGUGGAAAUACCUAAAAGAGGAAAAAAAAACAUUUAGAUAAGAUUGACAAAAUGUACAAUACAUAUUAUAAUAAAUGUUUAAUAAGAUGAAUAAAUGAAUGAAUGAAUGAAUGAAUGACAAAAAUAUGAAGAAUUUGAACUUACAUUGUCCCCCUUCCUAAUCCCUAUUUGAUGAGUUUUGUUUAUAUAUUGUGGAGAGUACAACACAUUCCUCCAUGGCAUAAAGAAAACCUUUUACUGCCUGAAGAUAUUGUAUGUUUCUUGUGCUAGUUGAUCAAGUCAGACCCAUAUCAGGCCUUCACCCAGCCAAACAACUUGGAUUUGUGUUGUAAUUGAGACCCACAUCAAGCCAGCCACUCCAAUAACCGAUAUUUUGGCUCUUAGUAUUCUUGACGAUGAUGAUUUCAUUAAAGUCAAAUUAACCCAAGGAGGUUUCAAACGAAAAACCGUAACGUGCACGAAGCGAAGGUUGUAAUACGUACAGAUAUGGCGUUCCUCUCUCAAAUAAAAAUCUUAGAUACAUUUUUUUACACUGCAAACCAAAAAAUAUGCAAAAAAUGCUUACCUUUUAGCUUGUGUCGACCAAAUAGGCGCUCUGUUGAGCGGCUCGAGUUGAGCCCUCGAUGUUUCGUACUAUCACAACCAACAAUGUGGACACCCUGUGCAUUUCUCGAUCUCUUGAAAACGAGGCCAGGUAUCAAACUUUCAACUUUCUUCACGCUCAAAAUGAGCUAGCAUCGACACCGCUGCAGAGCGUAGUGCGCACGCGCAGCCUCUUAUUUCAGGCGGGAAAUUGCCGGGCACCCGCCCCUAUUAAAAUCAACUACUCUGGGUAGGUUCGCAUGUUUGCCGGCGACAUUGGGAUAUGUUACGAAGAAGCAACUUGCGCUGCUCAUGUCCCAUGCACGAUAAACAACAGCCCUCACGUCUGAACAAGCAACCUAUUCCAAGUCGUUUUUAUCCGGUAUUUGACAAGAUUGGGCUAACAGUGGCAGGAUACCAGCCUGGUACUCGGUGGUGUUACCGGUGCAAGUUGCUCGCCUAUAAGAAAUUUGAAAGCCGUCCUCAAACAAGUAGAAAACCAGUCGAGGAAAAAGCAAAUAGUAGUACAUCCGCCAUCAGCACAGAACAACAACUACAAAAGAUAUUUCAGUUUACGGGAUCCCCUAUUCUACACCUCCAUGAAAGUAUGCAAGAUGUAUCUAUGUCAGCACCUACCAUAUCCAAACUGGAUCAAGCAAAGCAACAAUUUGGAAGGCUGUUUUCAAGACUUGAAGCUCUAGCAGACAUAUGUGACAUUCAUCUCCUGGAAACAUGAAAAGAGCUGCAAACUCCCCUAGGUACCAUCAAAAUUGCCCCAAAUUGCUAAUGGAUGGAUGGAUGGAUGUUAAUGGAUGGUCAAGUAUGGGACCAAAUAAAGACAACAAGCAAAGAACUUGAUGAAUUGGAUGAAGGUAAUUCACUGGGCCAACUAGUGCAACAAUUUCAGAUGGCUCUAUACCAUCAUGCCCUCAGUAGUGUAGCCCCAUUAUAUGAGCCAGCAGCAAUGAAAGCGUUCACACAAAAACACGGUAAAAAGAAGAAUAGUAAGAACAAUACUUGAGAAUAAGCAAGAACCAUUCCAAUUUAAACAAGCCAGUGGGAUAACUGACGCUUAACUUUCUUUAAAAUUUUCAGAAAGGAUUCCUAAUUGUACAACUGUUGGUAGACUUCCAUAAUAUUUUGACUGUUAGACUACCAACAAAUCUGAAGCUAUCAUUAGCGCGCACAUGGUUAGUGGCCUACUGGACAUCCAUCCUUCAAUUCCUGCCUAUUCCUACAAGAGAUACAAGACACAGCCGAGUGAAGAUAGGGAACGAAAAUAAAAUUUGCAGAGGAGGAAUUGUUCUAGACUACAUAAAAGAGUUGUUUCAAAGACCAGUGUUAUCAAGAAUGUACUUGGAGACAAAUCACCAAUGCAUUUCAUCAAAAUACAAUCAACAACAACUAAAGGAAUUGAGGGUCUAUUCUGGGUUGUCGCACGAUGAGCUCUGUACCUUGGGUCUACUAAUUUAAUAGAUGAGUUCAAGCAAUCUUUGAAAAGUAUGGAGGACUAUAAAUCAGCCAUUGAUCACAUAUUCCUGUGCUGUCCACAACUGGAACAUUACUUGAAAAAGUUUGUAGUACCAGCACCCGGGGACUGGCCAACUUGGUUUUAUCAAAAGAAACUCAUUGCUCAAGAAGUCAAUGCAGAUGCCAGUUUCCUAUCAGUCAUCCCAGAGCAGGGCCCAUUUCAUGUUUUCCUGAAUCUACAAGGUGUUGUAACAAUUUAUGACUUCUUAUUUAAAAAAGUGUACAAAGAGACAUUUGGAUCUGACUUACCCAACAAGCCAAAGCCUUUUCGUGUCAGCCUGGUAAUAACUGCUGUUUUUCUGGCGUGGGGCAAAUUACAUGAUAAAGUUCUCCUAAAAUUCAAGCUCUGCAAGGACAUAGAGUAUGCUUCCAUUCUGUUUCUUUUAGAUGAGGUGGUUCCCAUAUCAUUCUUCCACUAUCCUGUUACAUUCAGGUCUGGAGACAUGGAAUCAUAUAUAAUGAUGUUAAAGUUAUCUCUACUGUUUAUAAUCUGGAAAAGGCAACAUUAUGACAGAUCAACACUCUCGAUGCUUAGUGACUUUUCUUUUCACAAACAACAUUUUUCACAGUACCAUGAACUUAAAAAGAAAUGGAUGGCUCUAAUAACAGAAAAGAAUGUUGAAAUCUGGCAUAGUGUGCUACGCAGCUUCAUUUCAAGUUAUGACAGUGCUAGUCAAAUUAGGGACAAAGCCCUGUCAUUUGCUACAUCAAAGACACAACAGCUCUUUCAUAACUAUCUAACAACACCAUACAGUAGAGGUUAUUCUGAAAAAGACCUAAGUUUGGUGACUGGUACAGCUGCUGAUGCAUUACUGAAAAUCAUCAAGCAAGUUGGUCAAAAUCUGGGAAAAGCAAAGCAGGUUCCACAAGAAACAAAUGCAAGAGGGCAGCCUAAAGGAGACAUGAAAUUUUUUCUUCCUACCUUUGACACCACCAUUACUUCAAAAGCAAUGCCCCUUGGCUACUCAUUUGUAAAAGAAGACCCUUCCACAAUACCUGAUCCUAAAUUAAUCUGUGACUACAAAAACUGCACGCAAUUAUCAACAACCAAUGUCAAUCGCCUUAACUGUUUUCACACAUUUCACAAUUUUUGUUUAGAAGAAGCUGGAGACCAGUGUCCAAUCUGUUCCCUACACCUUGCUGAAAAAAUUGCAGAAAUCUGUUCAGCAUUUAAUGAAAGCUUGUUGAAACCAACAGCAAAAUCUACUAGAACAACACAAAGCAAUCAAGAACCUGGUAGUAAUGCUGAGAAUGACAGCAUUAAUGUCAAAAGAAAUUGUGACCCUGAAUACUAUGACUCUGCACAACGGGAAUCCCACAUUGACAGCGAGUUAAAUUCAUUUGUUGUUGCACAGCCACAACUGCGACACAAUGUUCCCAAUCAACAGGCUGCACCUUCACAGGCAAUUAAUAUCCAAGUUACCACUCAUCCAGUUGGUUCAUCUACAUUUUGGUUCUUUCCUCCUUACAUAUCUCAGUCAACUCUACUUGGAAGAAAUGGAUCUAAUGCAUGUACUUUUAUCUCACUAAUUUUGGCCCAUUCAUAUAUCACUUCUGCAAGCCGAACCAGUAUACAGCUCAGCCGUGGUCCUCCCAUAAACCCUCAUUGGCUUUCAAUGAUGUUAUCUGCAAUUGUUUGUGGCAACAGCAUAUAUGACACUGUGACAAAUGGUUACGGGUCUCCAUUCUUUAAGUGUUGUUGAGGCAAAACCACAUCUAGAUUCAGUCAUUGGGACUGUUUUUCUUGAAGACGCCCUCGAUCUGUCAAUUACCUCAGCUAAUCCACAGGUUCCUCAAAGUUCACUUGCAUUUUAUCUGCAAAGGCUUGAUCGCGAACAGAACUUAGCAGCAAUAGUCAUAGCUA